AUGGGAGACGGCCAACUGGCCCAGUUCGGUCACCCACAGGGCCUGAUGACAACCAUGGACCGCAUGCCGGCAUCCAGGGCGCCGCUGAUGGCACCGCCUUUGCCGCAGACGCCGCAACCCUUGCUCGACUCAGAUCCAGCCGACGGCCCAGUGUCCGUCGCCUUUGGGUUGAAGAAGGAGCUGGUGGAGAUAAGAGCCAAGUAUCCUGCACCUGGGACGUUCCAGUACCUCAGCCGGCAGGCGGCCAAAGCGCGGGAGGGGGAGAUGACGCGCGAGUGCCACCCGUCCGCUGAGUCCGACGUCUGCGGUUGGGUCAUGGCCACCAGCGACCCAAACGGCUCCUACGGAGGCCGCCAUCCAGACAACGAAAUCUCUGCCGAGAGGACGAACUUGCAUUUCGACAACUUCAGGCUCAUCUACCAGUGCGUCUCCGGCACGGCACUGCUGCACUGGGCCUCGGUGGAGGACUUCAAGGCGGGCAUCUUCGGCGCCCGGCGCGCCCCGCGGCCCAUCGCCUGGUGGGACCUGCGCAAGGCGUACGACGUGGUGGUCCAGCUCGGGGAUCCCAGCUUCGAUAUGGCGGCCGCGCAGUUCACGAUCUUGAUGCACGGUGGAAACCUGGGCUUCGCUGUGGAGGGCGACGAGGACGUGCCUGUUUGGUACAACGCAGUGCGAUCCGUCAUCCGGGACUGCGCCUGGCACGAGGCAACGCGAUCCGACACCCCGGAGAGAAGGAGGAGGAGGUGGGCCGCCGCGAAGGGUGUGGCCUCGGCUUUGCUGGACGACCGCAACCUGGCCUCCCGUGCCAUGGCCAUCCUUUUCCACUGCUACGACACGGACAUGGAUUGCAACAUCCGCUUGGGCGAGGCCAUGCUCCUCAUUGUGGAGCUCUACGCCGGCCUGCUCCACGCCGGGGGAACGGCCGAGGGUUCGACGAUGGAAGUGGCCAUGCAGUCCGCCCAGUCCCGAUUGCCACCUGACGUGCGCUUCGAGAAGGCGCUGCGCUUCCGGAGGCGCUGCGAUCAGAGCAACGACGGCAACAUCAGCAAGGACGAGUUCGUCCAAUUUGGCCAGUUCGCACUUUUGGAGGCGCUGGAGCUCUGA
Molecule: messenger RNA, 1104 nt
Organism: Symbiodinium natans
Lineage: Eukaryota; Dinophyceae; Suessiales; Symbiodiniaceae
Source: the annotation of a GenBank genome assembly